This is a messenger RNA of Moneuplotes crassus, 596 nucleotides long. Lineage: Eukaryota; Ciliophora; Spirotrichea; Euplotida; Euplotidae. The record is from the annotation of a GenBank genome assembly.
UAAAUAGUAAAAAUUGAUAAAUUUAAGUAAAAUGUUCUUCAUGCUUGAGAUAGAUAGAUUAGUCAGAGUUGCACCUCAUGAGUUGCAUCCAGACCUAGGAGAAGUAAUGUUUCAUAAACUCAGAAAGAUGAUGAUAGGUACUUGCACAGUUGACAAGGGAUAUUGCCUUGAUGUAAUCUCAGUUGGAUACAUUGGAGAUGGGACCAUCCUUGACACUUUUGGAGAGAUUGAAUUUCCAGUGAAAUAUACAGCUCUCCUCUUCAAACCUUUCAGAGGAGAUGUACUUGAUGGGACAGUCACAAAGGUCACUCCAAGUAAUAUAAUCGUAACUUUUGGGCCACAAGAGAUCAUGAUCACUCAUUCUUGUAUGCCAGCCGGCUGUGAAUAUGACCCUUCCACAAAUGUCUACAAGACCCCUGAGAUGGACCUCAUGAUCAGGGAAGAAGAUGAGGUCAGAUUCAGAAUAAUCGGAGUAAACUUUAUCUGUGCCCAACUCACAUGCGCUGGAACUAUGGAUGAGCCAUACCUUGGCCUCAUCAACACCAAGACUGACAAGGCUUAACUCUCAUAAUCACGGUUCUUCUUUCCCUUAAUUU